Molecule: messenger RNA, 2760 nt
Organism: Dictyostelium discoideum AX4
Lineage: Eukaryota; Evosea; Eumycetozoa; Dictyosteliales; Dictyosteliaceae
Product: ankyrin repeat-containing protein
Exons: 2
Coding region: 1-2760 (919 amino acids)
Source: RefSeq, a predicted model, not a curated record
AUGUCAUUAUUUUAUACAAAAGAUGCAAUUUCAGAUUUCGAAAAAAUACUAAAUGGUUUAAAUACAUUUGAUUCAUUCCCACCUUUAAGAAUUUUAUCUUUAGCAACUUAUUGUAGAAAAGAAGAAGUUAAAGAUUUUUUUAGUUUUAUAGAUUCAAAUGGUGAUACUUGUUUAACAUUUAUAAUUCAAUCAACCGUUGAAAAUAAUGUAACACAACAAUAUAGAUCAAUUGUAGAUAAAUUUAAAUUAUUAGAAGAAAAUAUUGAACUUUUAAAUUUACCAAAUUCAUAUGGUGAGACACCAUUACAUGUUUCAUCAAUAUCAAAUAAUAUAGAGUUUAUGAAAUUAUUAGUUUUACAAGGAGUUGAUGGAUCAUUAAAAGAUAAUAGAAAUAUGACAGCAUUGGAUAUUGCGGUGAUGAUGGAUCAUAAAACAAUUAUUAAAGAAUUAAAGAAAUUGAAAACAUCAAUGAUGACAAUGGAACAAACAUCAAUUUAUCAAUGGGGUCAAAUUUUAACAAGUAGUUUAACAUUGAAAUCAUGUGCAAAAGCAACCAAUAUGUUAUUUAAUGAUGAAAUUUCAGCACCAAUUCAAACAGAGUUUGGACAAAAUUAUAAUUUAAUUCUAACUGAUACUGGUGCAGUGUAUAGUUCAGGUUUAUGCUCCUAUGGUAAAACAGGGCAUAAAAAGAAGAGAGAUGUAUUAAUACCAACACAAAUAUUAGAAUUAUCAAAUAAACGUAUCAAAUCAAUCGCAUGUGGUACACAUCAUUCUUUGGCAAUGGAUGAUUUGGGUCAAGUUUAUUCUUGGGGGAAUGGCGCAAGUGGUAGGUUGGGCCUGGGUAACGAUUUCAGUAUAGUACCAACACCAACAUUAAUCAGCGUUAUCAAUAGAUUUGGUUCUAAUGAAAUUGCCACUGCAAUUGCAGCGGGUUGUGAUAAUUCAAUGAUAUUAGGCUCAAAUGGAGAUGUAUACAGUUUCGGCAGUAAUUUACAUUAUAAACUUGGUUAUAAGGAGUGUGAUGGCGCAUUGGGGUUCCAAUCAACUCCUAAGAAAAUACCAUCAAUACUUCAAAUGAAAUCAAUUGCAUGUGCAAGUUGGCAUUCUGUAUUCUUGGAUCUCAAAGGCAGAGUUUAUACAUGUGGUUCAAGUACGAAUGGUAGAUUGGGUCGAGCAAUUAGUUCCUAUAGUUCAUUUUACCCAGAACGUGUCUCAAUCACCAAUAGCAAAACCAAUGGAACACUUCCACAAGAGGAAGUCAUUAAGCAAAUUGCAUGUGGUACUAAUUUUACAACAGUUUUAUCUGAAAGUGGUUCACUCUAUUCAUGGGGUGUAAAUACGAAAUCUCAAUUGGGUUUAAUUAAUUUAGUUGGAAUUUCAGAGUAUUAUUCUCAACCAAAAUUAGUAACUGCUUUAAACCCUUAUACAAUUCAUUCAUUUGCUGUUGGCGAUCAACAUGUUGUAGCAUUGUCUGAUCAAGGUGAAGUUUUCUGUUAUGGUGAUAAUAGUACGCUUCAAUGUGGUUUUGGUGAAGUAUUAAAUUUUGAGAUUAAUUUAACAAAAGUUAAAAUUGAAACUACUUCAUCCGAUGCACCAAUCAUUGGUGGUGGUGGUGUUUUUAAAGUUUCUGCAGGUGGUUCAAAUACUAUGAUAUCAUUAUCAUCAGAUCAUAAUAUAUUUGGUGAAGAAUUAUUAAAAUCUUUAAAUCUUCAAAUGUUUACAGAUUGUCGUUUAAUUAUUAAUGAUAAUAAAGAACAAUUCAUACAGGCUCAUCAAGUUGUUUUAGCAGCACGUUCAAAUAAAUUUAAUAAAUUAUUGGAAUUACAACAUAAUUCAACUUUGGUUGGUGUUGAUCAACAACAACAGCAACAACAACAAUGUAAAAUACCACUCACUCAAACUACAUUUUUAAAAUCAUUUAUUGAAUCAAUUGGUACAUUUGAUAUUGAUGGUAAUGAAAAUAGAGUAUUGUAUAUUAGUUUUCCAUCAAUUUCAUCAAUUUCAAUAUUAUCAUUAUUAUUGAAAUAUAUUUACUCUGAUCAUACUAUUCUAUCACAAAGCACUAAUCAAGAGUUGGGUGAAUUAGCACAUAGUUUAGAAAUUGAAAGAUUAGCAUACCUUUGUAAUUUCUCACAUGGUAAAUCAUUAGAUAAAUUACCAACAUCAACAUUACUUGAAGAUUUUAGAAUUUUAAAAGAUCCUAAAUUCUCUUCAAUUUAUUCAGAUAUUAAAUUUAAAUGUAUUAAUAAUGGUGGUGGUGGUGGUGAUGGUAAUAUGGUAGAUGAGGCAUAUUUAGAAAAAAAUAAACAACAAAUUGAAACAGUUGAAAGUUAUAAAUUAUUUGCAUAUACAGGUUCAAGUUAUUUUAAAACAAUGUUAAGUGGUAGUUUUAUUGAAAGUAAUAAAAAAGAGAUUGAAUUAUUUGAAACUUCAGCAUCAAGUUUAAGAUUACUUUUAAAUUAUUGUUACAGUGAAGAAAUUCCAACCGAUUCAAAUGAUUGUAUUGAUUGUAUUAUCAUUUGUGAUGUUCAUCAAAUUUCAAGAGCAAAAGAUUCUUGUGCUGCUAAAAUUAGAUCUCAAAUUGAUAUUCAAUACAUUUGUUACAUUUAUCAUAUCUCUUUAAUCUAUAAUGUAAAAUUAUUAAAAACUUGGUGUCAAGCUAAUUUUAAUAGUAUAGCUGAUAUUAAAGCAUUACCUUAUUUUAAUCAAUUACCAAUAGAAAUUCAAUCAGAAUUAAAUUCAAUAAAGAAAAAAUAUUAA